GUACAUACGUUUCGUGGAGCAGCCGGUCAUUGUCGAAAAGCUUUGGCUCUCGCGUGACCUGCCCAUGGAUGGGCAUGCAGCUUUCCCAAUUAUUCUCCGAGGCCGUCACAAUGUUGAAGAGUACUGGUCAGUGUAUCUGCGUUAUGUGGAUCUCUUGGAGCAGACGUGGGUCAGCCCAGCCCUGUCGCCCGUGCCGAUCAGUGAGAUCGUAAUUCUCGGCGGGCAGGGCCUGCGAAUCGGGUCAAUGUACCUCUCCGUGCUGGACCGUCACCACGCCGCCAACGCUACGGAUGCCAGUCAGGCACAGGGCUGGCUCAUGGCGCCAGCCCAGAAGAUGCUGUCCCUCCACGACGUCCUGAUUGGGAAGCUCCCAGUUCGGACGCACUCUGCUGUGCUUUCCCUCGGCGACGUCCGCCGUGGCGCCUUACGUCUGCGCCCUGAUCUCUUGGCGGAUCCCACGUCCGUGGCGGCGCUGGAG
Messenger RNA from Symbiodinium necroappetens, 478 nucleotides. The record is from the annotation of a GenBank genome assembly. Lineage: Eukaryota; Dinophyceae; Suessiales; Symbiodiniaceae.